Molecule: messenger RNA, 231 nt
Organism: Angiostrongylus costaricensis
Lineage: Eukaryota; Metazoa; Nematoda; Chromadorea; Rhabditida; Metastrongylidae
Source: the annotation of a GenBank genome assembly
AUGAAAGAUACGAUACCAACUCAAAACAGCGAGGAAUACGCUGCAGCGUUUCUCUUGGUGAUAAUGAUGGCCGUCCGAGGAGUCAAGUGGGGACAUUGGGGUGUUGGCGGAGCGAUCAGCUCAGGAUGCCACGUCCCAAUGAUUCACCUGAACGUCACAAUGCAGCAAGGGACGCGAACAUCGCUCCAUAAGGCUCGAAACAGUACGAGCGACGAGGGAGGAGGGUCGUAG